GGCGGGUUGGGCCGGGUUCGGCCUUCCUCCUCCUCCGCCCCCCUGCCCCAGCCCCCGCUACCACAGACGCCGCGGAGGGAGCGAGCGGUGCCCGCUGCCAUGGAGGGCCGCUACAACCUCAAGAGUCCGGCUGUCAAACGUUUGAUGAAGGAGGCUGCAGAACUGAAGGAUCCUACAGAUCAUUAUCAUGCACAGCCUUUGGAGGAUAAUCUUUUUGAAUGGCACUUUACUGUUAGAGGCCCUCCGGAUUCAGAUUUUGAUGGAGGGAUUUAUCACGGGCGAAUCGUGCUGCCCCCCGAAUACCCCAUGAAGCCCCCCAGCAUUAUUCUGCUGACGGCCAAUGGCAGAUUUGAAGUGGGGAAGAAAAUUUGUUUAAGCAUCUCAGGGCAUCAUCCUGAAACGUGGCAGCCUUCGUGGAGUAUAAGAACAGCUUUGCUGGCCAUUAUUGGAUUUAUGCCAACGAAAGGUGAAGGAGCAAUAGGAUCUCUGGAUUACACACCUGAAGAAAGAAGAGCUCUUGCAAAGAAGUCACAAGACUUCUGUUGUGAAAUAUGUGGCACGUCUCUGAGGACAGCCCUCUUACCGCUGACAUCCGGAAGUGUGUCAAGCCAAGCAGACAAGGAGGCUAAAGAGCUUGCCAGACAAAUUAGCUUCAAGGCAGAAGUCAAUUCAUCCAGGAAGUCCGACGCUGGACCCUCAAACGUGUCGGGAUCGAACCACUCCGGGACUUCCCGGGAGCCCCAGCAGGAUGGUGCGGCUAGAACGCUGCAGGAUCCAGCAAGCACAAAGCCUGAGACUCAGACUAGCAGUGCAGCAGCUGGUCAAGAGCGUGCUACGCCAGUGUCCACGAACACCUCCAUGAGUCCUCGUCAGCGCCGUGCCCAGCAGCAGAGUCAGCGACGGGCUCCUUCUUCAGCUGACUUCAAUCGGGUACAGCAGCCCAGAGUCAACAUGAACCACACUGGAUCAACUGUUCUGAUUGUCCUUUUGACUUUUGCAUUGGCAGCUCUUAUAUUUCGUAGAAUAUAUUUGGCUAAUGAGUACAUUUUUGAGUUGUAAGGUUGUCAGUGGUGACGGCGGUGACCGGAGUGCUUCCCUGAGCGCUCUCUCUUGGGUGUGACACCAGAACUGUUUACAAAGAUUCCUUUUUGUAUUUAUGCUUAAAUCCCUAUGAAUGUUCUUCUACCUACCCAUAGAAUACUUGUGAGAAAAAUCAAAGUUGGUCAUGCAGCUGUGACAAGU
Molecule: messenger RNA, 1242 nt
Organism: Dryobates pubescens (Downy woodpecker)
Lineage: Eukaryota; Metazoa; Chordata; Aves; Piciformes; Picidae
Gene: UBE2J1
Product: ubiquitin conjugating enzyme E2 J1
Exons: 8
Coding region: 100-1059 (319 amino acids)
Source: RefSeq, a predicted model, not a curated record